AACGAGCAAAUCCGACAGAGAUAAGAAGAAGAAAGAUAGAGACUCCAGUUUUCUUCCUCGACUUCGCUCCGAGGAAUUGCAGUCGUUUAACGCGCCUCUGAUGCGACAUACGUCGACGACGACGACGACGACGACGACGUCUUCGACAUGAGACCUGGGGCGAGUGUCCUGCUGAUCGGGCUCCUUGCAGUGUGCCAGGGUCAAGUGAUGUUCAGCAACGACUGGAUGAGAGGUCUCUUCUCCAGCAUCGAACGACUUAAUCAGGAUCUUCAGGGGAACAUCCAGCGGAUGAACGAGCAGAUCCAGGCGAACCUGAGGACUCAGCUGGCCAGGGUCGAUCAGCUGACGCAGGACGCCGUCCGGACUGCGGAGAAUGCAGGGAGCAGCAAUCAAUACACCGUGGUCAAUCCCGGGGGACAGUCGAUUGUGGUGAACAGUGGCCAAUCAGCUGUAAGAACCGUCAUUUCCGGCCACACGAAAGACGGGCAGCCAUACUUUCGGGACAGCGAGGACAAAAUCAUUGGCGACACUUUGCAUCACACUGACAAGAGUUACAAUGCAGCCGGCGAUUUAGUUAACGAACACAAGUACACUCUGGACUUGAAGAAGCCCGACGCCCGGCCGGAGCCUGUAAAAGCCGUAUAAAUGGCCAAAGUUGGCCAAUUUCCGGCGGACAUUGUUGCGAGAUCCUCUAUUCCCACGGUCCACUGAAACAGAUCGAGAUAUAUCAUCUGGAAUCAUUUUGUAGAAUUUUUUAAUAAAUCUGAGUUCGGGUACAGGAGCUGAAA
Orussus abietinus is the source of this 788-nucleotide messenger RNA. RefSeq lists its product as uncharacterized. The coding region runs from base 148 to 645 and encodes 165 amino acids. The transcript has 3 exons. The record is from RefSeq and is a predicted model, not a curated record. NCBI's taxonomy places the organism in Eukaryota, Metazoa, Arthropoda, Insecta, Hymenoptera, Orussidae.